This is a messenger RNA of Neolamprologus brichardi, 5117 nucleotides long. RefSeq lists its product as uncharacterized. Gene Ontology annotation, molecular function: ATP binding; aminoacyl-tRNA ligase activity; hydrolase activity. Lineage: Eukaryota; Metazoa; Chordata; Actinopteri; Cichliformes; Cichlidae. The record is from RefSeq and is a predicted model, not a curated record. Gene Ontology annotation, biological process: tRNA aminoacylation for protein translation. Gene Ontology annotation, cellular component: cytoplasm.
UUCUUUUUGUCAAGCCUCCUCUGUAUUAACAGGAUGACCCUUCUCGACUACCCCAUUCCAGAUCUGGAUGUUACCUUGCAAGAAGUGAGCCGUGUUCUGCAGCUUACUUUAGGUCCCGAUCUUUACCCAGAGUUCAAAAGAACGUUGCAACAACAAAGAGAGCUCCUUAAAGAAGCCCAGCAGAAAUUAGCAACCAGUGCUGCAGGCCAAGAGAACUGGGUGACAAAGCAGUUCAAAAGAGGUCUGUUGUCUUGUGCUGACCCUCUCCCCAUCUCCACAGCACUCCCUGUAAUUCUUCUUCCAUCUAAAGCAAAGAAAUGUAACCAGCUUAGUAGAGCAGCUGCUCUGCUCUGGGCAGCAGCAAAGCUUUACAAUGAGCCCGUCUUAUUGGAAGGCAAUAUUCCAAUGGAGCACACCCAGCAGGCUGAAGUAUUCGCUGCCACCCGUAUUCCUGGGAGGGUUCAAGAUGAAAUUAAGAUCUUCCCUGACAGCCUCCAUGCUGUCAUUACCUGUGUUGGCGGAGUGUUCCCUGUUGACAUACUGUGGCGACCGAGCACUGGUGGGCCAGUUUCUGCGCGGUCAUUUAUUGACAUCUAUAACCAGCUUGCUCAGGUGAUGGCUCAACCCAGGGCAGGGAAACAAAAUGAUCCUUCAUCCAUUUGCAACCUCACAGCUCUGGAGCGUAAGACCUGGGCUGCGAGAAGGGAAAAGAUCCUUGAGGAAGGAGGAACAGCACUGACAUCACUAAGGCUGAUGGAGAGUGCUAUACUUACGCUCUGUCUGGAAGACUAUGAUGCACCCUCUGAACUGGCUGAUAUCCUCAAUGCAGUGAGGCUGGGAGGAGGAGGACACAAUCCAUCUCUGAGAUACUAUGACAAGGUGUUGAACCUGGUUGUGUUCAAAAACUGCACAGCUGGAAUGGUGUUUGAGCACAGUGCUGUGGAUGGGAUGGUGGCUGGGCUUGUGACUGAACAUGUGUAUGAUCUGUCGGAGACUGUUGACUUAAACCCACUGCAUACUGGCACUGAAAACAUGACUGGAUCUGUUGCAGUAAACAAUAUUAAUUCUGUUUGUCCCCAUCCUCUACCAUUCCCUUUACAGGGUGUAAAUACCCCCCAACAGAGCCUCGAUUUAAAAACAAACCACCCAGUUCUCACCUUUGACAUCUCCUCCUAUCCUGAUGUCUUCUCUACUCUCAGAGGGCACAGAGGUCUAUAUGAUGCCUGGAUCAACUUCUCUUUGCAGCUCUCCAUGAGGCAGACCUUUGGGGAAGCUGCUUCAAAUCACAUACUUGUCACACCUUCCCAUAUGCGCCACUACAAACAUGGUCGUUGUGAUCCUACAUACUCAAUCACCACGCAUUCUCGUCAGUUAGUAGGUGCCCUGGCAUCCUGCAUUGGUCCAGAUAACGCCAUCCAAUACACUACUGACCUACUGCAGUUGUUCCAUGUUGCAUUUCUGGAGCAUAAGAAGCUAAUAAAAAACACCAAAUGUGGUCAAGGUGUUGGCCCCCACCUAGCUGCUCUGCGCCGAGCUUUGCCAUCUGAAAAUCCCUUGAAAAGGUUCCUGGACCCUUUUGGGUGUCCGUCUGUGUAUCUGACAGGUACAGAUCUCAUGGAAGGAGUAGAGUGCGGAGUAGGAAAUGUCUAUGCUCAAGAUCAGUUGGCUGUAACCUACCUUGGGAAGAGGGACAAGGUUCGCAUUGUGCUUAAUGGGAAAGGUAGCUUUGCUCUUGCACUAGACAAGCUCCAACAAAACCUCAAGAUGAACCUGAAGUUAUUGAUGCUUCUAGCUGUUAGAUAUGCCAUUGCAAGCGAAAUGGGAGCCCUUGAGUGUCUACUUCAGCAGGGUCAAAAAGAGAAACUUAAUGGAGAGAAAAUUCAUUAUCCAGAGAGCACAGACAAAAGCACUGCUGGUAGUACCCUUGGCAUGAGUCCAGACUACACUCUAGUGAUUCAUGGGGGUGCUGGAGAAGAGAUAAUGCUGAACUCCCAAGUAAUAGGGGUCAUUGAGUUUGCUCUACAAACAGCCUUAACUCUCGGAUCCCAAGUGCUUCAACAAGGUGGCAGUAGUCUGGAUGCAGUUCAGAGGUCAGUGGAAGCUCUGGAAGACUGCUUUCUGUUCAAUGCAGGUAAAGGUUCUGUAUUUAACAAAAAUGGCAAAAAUGAAAUGGAAGCAACCAUUGUGGAUGGCAGUACAAAGAAGUCAGGAUCUGUUGCCUGUGUGCAAAGUCUAAAGAACCCAAUAAAAGCAGCUAGGUGUGUAAUGGAUAAAAGCUCACAUGCACUGAUCGUGGGAGACGGAGUUGAAGAGUUUUUUGAAGAGCUUGAGGAAAAGCAGAAGCCCGUUGGCCCUGAGUAUUUCUACACUGAUGUACGUCACAGAGAGUUAACUGCAAAACUCAGUAGUGGAAAAAACUCCAAAAACAAUCAUCCACAGACAGUUGGUGCUGUGGCCUUGGAUCGCUGGAAUAGAUUGGCUGCUGCAACCUCUACAGGCGGGUUGGUAGGAAAGCUGAAAGGGCGAGUUGGGGACACAGCAGUAGUAGGAGCAGGUAUAUAUGCUGAUGACAAGUUAGCCAUUACCUGCUCUGGAGAUGGGGAUGUCUUUUUGAGGAACACAGUUGCUCAGAAAAUAGCAAGUCUAUACCAUCAUAAAGGCCACAGCCUUAGGGAAGCGUGCAGAGAAGUGAUAGCUGAAGAUCUGAAGGAGAUCUGUGCUGGAAUCAUUGCUGUGGACGCUAAAGGUGAUGCCGUCAUUGAGACAAAUGCUGGUGUGAUCUUUGUGGCCUCAAUGAUUUGUGGCAUUUCACGAGUAGAGGUCCUCAGACCCCUGAGAGAUCCCCCUAAUGUUAUCUGGGAAACAGAUGAGCUUGUUGCUUAUCUAAAUCCCAAACCCUGGAUCCCUGGAGCAACGAUUCUGACUAGAAAAACUCUUAGUGGGGCAAGCAGCAUCUUCCACUUAGCUACAGCUGAUUUUGUUGCUAUGCUACAAGGAGCAAGAGUUGUCUCAAACUUGCUAUGUGAGCGACUGGGAGUGCAGCGUUGUGCCUUGGUAUUCAAUCCAAGUCCUGGUGAGCCAGCACAAAUCAGACUCCUCCCUCUUCAUGGCUUAGAGCCAAAAUGGCAGCCCCAUCUUGCUAGUGAAGAAGAGUUCCACGCUUAUAAUCCUGGCUAUUGCACCUCAAAAAGUGGUCCACGCUGGGAUAAUGAAACACUGGCUCGGGUUCAAGAUAAGGUUAGAAGUGCACUGCCAACACCAAAUGCACCUUUUUGCUAUGAUUUUUUGGGGGACCUAUCCAAUGACAACCUGUUCAGUCGCAUUGUUCGUGGGGAGCAGCAACAGUGGAGAGUGUGGGAAGACAGUGAGUUUGUUGCCUUUCUGACACCUUAUCCAAACAGUCCUGGUCUAACUGUUGUGGUGCCACGCAAACCUCUGUCCAGUGACAUCUUCAAACUGAAGGAACCUGACUACACAGCACUGAUCUUGGCCACUUACAAAGUUGCUCGACUGCUGGAAGAGGGGAUGAAAGCUCCAAGUGUUGCACUGAUCUUUGAGGGAUUUGAGAUCGACUAUGCUCAUGCCAAGUUGAUCCCUCUGUUACCUUCACCAGAUGGCACUAAACCUGCUGAGCUGCAAACAGAAUGCUUCCAAAGCUACCCUGGAUAUGUUUCAUCACUGAAUGGUCCACCCGCUGACUCUGAAACCCUCAAAACCAUCCACUUGAAAAUUACCCAGUGCAAGCCUGCUCGUUCCUGGACAGAUCCUGACUCUCACUCCAUGGCAGCCAUCAAGAGCCAGUGGUAUCGAAACCUUUUCAAGAUCCAAAACACUCUUUUCCACAGCACAGUGGAAUACUUCAACAGUUCCUGCCAGUACUCAUAUGCUCUGACACCUCUCACCACUGACACCAUCUCCUCACCAAUGGGCCUGGGUUCUGACUCAGAGCCAGUUUCUGUCAAUCUCCUGGGCCAGGGUGUGUACCUUGCUGACUCAAUGCAAUUUGUCCUGGAAUACUUCCUUCGCUUCCAGGAAAACCUGCCAGGGACCUACUACAUAUCUCCCAGCUUCAGAGGGGAAGAUCCUGAUGCCACACACUUAAACCAGUUCUAUCAUGUGGAGUGUGAACUGCAGGGUGACAUGGACAAUGCAAUGUCCAUAGCAGAGGGAUACUUGGUUCAUCUCACCAAGUCCAUGUUGAAGAAACACUCAGAUAUAAUCCUGAACACUGCUGGGACCCUUGCACAUGUCACAGCUCUGCUCAGUAAGCUGGAGGGAAAAUCCAGACUUUCAAGAGUCUCUCUAGACCAGGCCAUCCCCAUGAUGCCCUCUGCUGACUGUUUAGAGUGGGUCCAAGAUGGUCAGCCGAAUUUUGGCAGAAAGUUAACACGUAAAGGAGAGCGGGUUUUAAUCGAGAAAUAUGGUGGAGCUGUUUGGCUGACCGAGAUGGACCAUCUGGCAGUUCCAUUCUACCAAGCAUAUGUGGAGGGCACUGGGCAACGCAAAGCCAAAGCUGCCGACCUUUUGCUGGGGCUGGGUGAGACUGUAGGUCUUGGUGAACGCCAUUCAACUCCUGAGAUCGUACAAGAGGCUCUGAGGCAUCAUGGAGUGUCAGAGCAAUCUUAUAAAUGGUACAUUAACAUGCGCCAAGUGAAACCACUCCUCACCAGUGGAUGGGGUAUGGGGACCGAGCGCUACUUGUGUUGGUUGCUCCAGCAUGAUGAUGUCAGGGAUAUACAUAUCAUCCCCAGGAUGAAAGGGGUUAAGUACAUGCCUUGAUUAUGAGUUUUCCACAUUUUUCAAGCCAUUGAAAUUGACUUGAAAAAUGGCUAUAAUGCAUGUGGAAUUGUACCAUGAAAAUGUUUCAGUAAUCCCUAGAUUACUAGAAUUUUCCUCAUAUGUCUUGGACAGAAGAAAUCUCUUAGAGCUCCCUUAGUGCAACCUGGUCAUUGACACUCUGCAAAUUUUUACAACUCCAGCAGAAGCUGUAAAAGAAAAAAAAUAUGUAUUUAAAUGUAGAGUGGUAAGAUCACAGCAUUAAUGUGUGUGGAAAUGCAUGAACCAUUAAUCGAUUUUGAAUUAUGUAUACAUGUUCUUGUAAUGAGACUGAUUCUCAC